UCGAAUUCCUGAACCGCGCUGAAAGAAUAGGUCUACUCGUAUCUCAAGAUAAUAGCUACCGGUAGCAAAAGCUUCUUAGAGCUGUGGAAGACAGGAUCUUUGAUUUUCUGUUGAAGGAUCCUUCGUUUCUUUCAUUGCGAAAGAAGCACAAAAGAAACAACACCUGCUCUAUACAGUACACAGAUGAGUCGCUCUCAAAUGACCAGUCCUCUGGAACUAUGAAAGGUCGGAAACAUCUUGCCCCAGCAACCAAUCCAACUGACAACUGAAUCCCCACCACUCUGCUUGCACCUAAAUUUACCAUGAUGACGGACAAACCAUCGGAAGAGACAUUGCCUGCAUCCCACAACAAUGAGGUUGUAGAUCCAAUACCUUCACCAGCAGAAAGAUUCCACUUUGUCUCAAGAAGAUACAUGAUCUUGGCAGUCAUCCUCAUUGGGAUUCCUCUCUUUAUGGUCCAUUGGCAAAGUCUACCCAGCAUUGAAGCGGCGACCGUUUCUACAGAAGAAUCGUCCAAGAAGGAGUUCCUCCCUGAGGUGACGGAUCAAGUAAGUGCUGUCACGAGCACGCACCAGACCGACUCUGCUUCUCGGCCAUCCAUUGUCUGGCUCAUGAGUUAUCCCAACAGUGGUACCAGCUAUACCAUGCGCAUGGUAGCAUCGGCUUCCAAUCGUGCCGUUGCCACCAACUAUGGAAAUGAAUACACGGAUAAAGAUCAUCCCGCUAAUAUGCCACUCUACCCUGUGAAAGAUGGAUUGCUUCCACAAGGACCUUUUUGGAGAGCGCAAGACCAGCAACGAUUGCCCGAUCAAUUCAUCCUAACAAAGACUCAUUGUGGUGGUAGAUGCGGGCGAUGCCGACCUAGCCGAUAUGUCUUGACAUACUCCCAGUUCCUUCAUGCGUGUACAGAGGGGAAGGGUUGUCUCCCGAAUUCUGAUAGCAACAGCUCUUCACCUUGUGAAUGGACCACAACACACUAUCCUCCCCCUCCUCACAAUCCUCGAAUUGGCAAACUCAUUCAUUUGAUUCGCAGUCCCUUUGACAACUUUAUAUCACGCUUUCACUUGGCACGCAAACUAACCGCACAACGAAUGAAGAAUGACCCCAAAGGAUUGAAGCAAUGGAUGGAUGCACACCCUGACAGCCCUGCAGGGUUUACAAGGUGGUGUCAAGAGCUCGACCAGCAGUAUGGUUCACCAUUUGACCAUGAUAACUCAAAGCUACCCAACAUUGAUCACUUGACUUGUCUUGGGGAAUGGUUUCGAUACAUCCAAUGGCAUGGGAUGACCUUGAUGCUCCAGGAACAGAACCCAAAGCAACUGCCAACUCUGACAAUCUAUUACGAAGACUAUGACCGCAAUUGGAACGAGACUACAAGCAGCAUCCUGGACUUUUUGAAACUGGAGCGAGACGAGACUUCCACGGUACGGGAGUUCGUCGCUAGAAAACCUUAUGAUGAUUACUACACCCAAGCACAACGCAAACAAGCCAAGGUUCUGGUGAAAAAGCUGGUAUCAGACAAUCUUUGGCAACUCCUCAAGCAAUAUUUUUGAACUUUUUGACUUGAUGGAUCCGCCAGACACGGACGGGCAAAACUUCAAAUUGUAUGUGUGGUUCAAGAAUCACAGCAUGGUCUUGCUUUGGCCUUAGUUGCGCUGCCAAAAGCUUACCUUACUACGUAGUGGCAAGCAAGUGGCAUGGACACGGCAGCAACACUAUGUCGUGCACUUCGAAGAAGAGGCUUGGGCGUUGACGAGACGCCCAAAGGCCAUGUACCACAAUGUUUGGUGGAAGGCAACUACUUCACAGCCAUUGAGAUGAUGGAAACUAUGUUUGAACUAGUUUAUAAGGUUAGUUAAGUCGGCUACGGCUCUCUAUUGCAACUCUACUUCACCCCAUGGCGGCGACGACGAGCAAUGUUUUUGAAGU
This is a messenger RNA of Seminavis robusta, 1929 nucleotides long. NCBI's taxonomy places the organism in Eukaryota, Bacillariophyta, Bacillariophyceae, Naviculales, Naviculaceae. The record is from the annotation of a GenBank genome assembly.